AUGUGGCCACGCUCUCGCCCCCCCCUUCCGGGGCAAGGAAGAUGGUCGAGCGCUUGGAAUCUCCAGGGUCGUGGCUGGGGGUCGAUCGAGACAGGAAUCGAUCUCGAUGUUCGAGAUCAUCGGCGUCGAAAUGAAAGCGCAACGAUCGUCAGGGACGGAAUUUUCCUGCCGAAUAAUGUUACCGUACAGCAGCUAGUAGCGAGCGAGCAGAGUGAAGUGUGGAGCUGGCGGCCAUCGGGAGCCAAGCGGGCUGUGGGCCUAUCACCGGCUGCUCCGCAGGCCCUCCUCGAUCUGACCUGCGUUGGCUGCUGUACGGAGUACUCCAAACGUACCGCUUGGCUUGAUACUUAUCUGGCCCCCGUCCAGCCCUCGUCUGGCCCUCCUCCAGCCCGCGCAUCAUCAAGCGCUGGCCCUGUCGAGAGCCGUGCCUCCGUGCUGAACUUGGAAGGUGCUAGCUUGGAAGAAGGAACUCUGCAGCGCCAGACGGACAGCACCGAAGUGCUCAAACGCUGCGGCAUCUUCCCAGCAUUAAUUUCUGCUCCAUCACACAUCUCGACAGCAAUCGUGGAGAAGUGUCCGCCCCCCUGCCGACCUGCGGCAGACUCGAUUGAGCAAUUCAGCCCGCACUCCACGGAUAGGCCUGUCAAUUUUGCAGGGGAUCUUCUUGCACACCCUUCUCCAGUGGUCCCCGAGACGGAUCUCUAA
Messenger RNA from Hyaloscypha bicolor E, 705 nucleotides. RefSeq lists its product as uncharacterized. NCBI's taxonomy places the organism in Eukaryota, Fungi, Ascomycota, Leotiomycetes, Helotiales, Hyaloscyphaceae. The coding region runs from base 1 to 705 and encodes 234 amino acids. The transcript has 4 exons. The record is from RefSeq and is a predicted model, not a curated record.